GGGCGUCCGGCGGUCUCAGACAGCGCCGCGCGAUGGGGCCGGCCCGGGGCGGGCGCGUCCGCCGCAGCAUGGCGCCGCCGCCCUCGCCCUCGCCCUCCUGCUCCUCCUCCGCCGCCCGCCCGAGCCGCCGCUGAGCCGGGCCGGGCCGGGCCGCGCUAGCGCCGCUCCCAUGUCGGCGGGGCUGAGCCGCGCGGCGCUGCUGCUGCUGGGGCGGCCGCCGGCCGCGGGCGCCGUGCUGCUGCCGGGCUCGUGGCGCCGCCCGGGCGCCCUCCUGCCGCGGGCCGCGGCGCCGGGCCGGGCGCUGGGCACCCACCCCAAGAAGGAGCCGAUGGAGGCGCUGAACACGGCGCAGGGCGCGCGGGACUUCAUCUACAGCCUGCACGCCAGCGAGCGCAGCUGCCUGCUCCGCGAGCUGCACCGCUUCGAGUCCAUCGCCAUCGCGCAGGAGAAGUUGGAAGUUGCACCACCAUCUACAGGACAGCUGAAGCACGUGUUCUUCCACAAUGCAUUACCUUUUGUGGGGUUUGGAUUUUUGGAUAAUGCAAUUAUGAUUGCUGCGGGAACCCAAAUAGAACUAUCUAUUGGAGUUGUCCUAGGAAUUUCAACUAUGGCAGCUGCUGCUUUGGGAAAUCUUGUUUCAGAUUUAGCUGGACUGGGUCUUGCAGGUUAUGUGGAAGCUUUAGCUUCAAGAAUGGGCCUAUCAAUUCCUGAUCUAACACCCAAACAAGCUGAUAUGUGGCAAACACGGCUCAGCGCACACUUGGGUAAAGCUAUUGGAGUAACCAUUGGCUGCCUUUUAGGAAUGUUUCCUUUGUUUUUCUUUGGAGACGAAGAAGAAAAACUGGAAGAGAAAAAAUAACCUUUUUACAAAACAUAUAAAAAUGUAAACUAAUGUACCUCAAUUACUCAAUUAUGCUGUCUAUAUUUAGGAAUUACCAGACAGUAAAAAAUGUAUAGACUUGGGAACAAAACAUUCAGCAUGUAGUUUUAUGGAAACACUAAUUUAUUGUGGCUUUGUCUUACUCGGUACAUCUUUUAUAAGAUACCAUUUUGCUUUUUAUUUAAUGUAAAUCCUGAAGUGUUUCAUUUAUAAUGGCAACUGACGUUUACCAGUUUCCCUCUUGCCUUCCUUCUUUAAUGGAUGGGGUUAUUACCUUAACCGCUUGCCAUGGAUGUACUGUAACUUUUUGGUUUGCGUAUUUGUUGCCUAACAUUUUAAAGUGCAUGUCAGAAAAGAUCCUCAGUACUCAUCAGGUCCUUUGUUCCAGACUAUCAGUGAAGCCAGUUAGUGGGUGAUUUGGGAUGUAGACUUUGUGGCCUUGUUGUGUGUGGUUUGUUCUCUGAGCCACCAGUUUGCAGUGCCUCGGGUUGGAUGCAUUUGUCAUCCAAUGGUUGGUUUGCUUCACAACUCUAGCCUCUUUGCCUCUUCCACUCUAAUGCUCAGCAAGGUAAGUGUUUCCAGCCAGCCUCCUUACCAUGUCCAUUCUUCACAGUUUCUACACUGUCACCCACCUCUUUUUUUCUUCUACAGUAAUAUUUUGAGAAUCAAGAUUAAUGUUUGGUUUUAUCCUGUGUUUACUUAGCAACCCAACCAAAUGAGUUAGUUGCUUCCAAUAAACUUACUUUCCUCCCUUCCUGAACUUUAGCUGGACCUUUUAAGAAUUCAGACCAGUCCCUAACAGCGUAAUUAUAUAUGGCCGAGUCAAAAUAGUAACACCUUAUUCUCUACAGGGUAAUGGAUAACGUGAGAGGAGUCAAAGGAUAUUAGACAAAGAAGGGAAGUUUUUUUAAGGUGAAAUUUGACUGAGUGUGUGUGUGUCUGAAAGUAGCAUCUCUGAUAGUUAAAUUGAAAUCCUUAAAAAUAAUAAUAAUAAAAAAAAAAUCCUACCAGCCUGGAUUAGAGGAUCUGAUUUGCAGAAUAUAACCUACAGUUAACAUUAGAUUUUUUUUUUUGCUGUGAAGGCAUCUAGUGAAGAAAAGAUGGAUCCUGGGGCCUUUUUUUGCCUUAUUACUUUUGCAGUCUUAUGCAGAGCAUAUUAUUCCAAAUCAAUUUAAUUUCUUUGUGAUCAUGUACAGUCUUUUUAUGUGAUCAUUUGUGAUUUUUCUGUUGCAACUACCAUGUUGAGUAGUUAUAAUAUUUCAGUGUCUGACCUAUUGGUACAAUAGUAAUGGAUUAAUAUUCAUUGCUUAAAAAGGAGAGACUAUUUUCCCUCCGAGUACAAAAUAAGAAAAGAUAGCAAAAGCCAGAUGGUGGUGGGGGGGACGGCACUUUAGCAGCUCUACAUCCUUUUGCUGAUCUGUUGCACAAUGUAUUUCUAAACUGGUGAAAGAAAUUAAAAAGUUACCUGAAUUACCACAAGAGCAAAUACUUUGUUUGGUGUAGUAAAAACAUUACUACAAAACCCCACUUUGCUUUAAAUUGCUGAUCCAGCAGCUCAUGUCUUCAGUCAUAAAUCUGAUGGCUUUUGACUGUCCAGAAGCUCCAGAACACCAGUAUCAGCCCUUAUUUAUAAUGGAUAAAAGAACAAAGAACCACCAUUACUCUAGUUAAGUUAUGAGAUGAUAAUGCUAAUGUCACACCUAAAAAUUGCACCAACCACAAAAAUAACUUUUCAUAAACUUUCAGAUAGUAUCCUUAUAUGCCAUCCUUAUAUGUUAAAAAUUAGAAACUGGACCAAAUUUUGGUAGAAAGAAACCCCAAGUAGUAAGGAACAUUUUUGGUUUUUAAAUAUUGGAAGCUUAUUUUAAAAUAGCUUGAAAGUGUAUCCUUUGAUUAGGAUACUAAUAUAUUCCUUUCUGUUUAAAUUUGUUUUAUGUGGUGCUUGGAUUCUUUCGGGCCAUUUAUUCAAGUAUUCUUUUUGUCUAGAAUAAACUUUUAUCUUCUUCAUUUGCUUAUAUAUGUUUUUUCAAGAGCUUUUGCUUCUUUUGAUGUCUAGUGUUUUGGUAUUUGUUCUAUACAAAGCUGUAAUUAAUCCCUUUUAUAUUUUUAAAGACCUAAGAGCACAUGUUAAACAUGCAUUUUGCCCUGAAAUCUGUAGCUACAUUUACAGGAGGCUUGGGACUGUAUUUCCUUACAAUAUUGACCCCUUCAUUGACAACUUUGGCAAUACUGAAACUUCUGUAACUUCACUAACAUAUCAAAACUGGAACACUUAAGAUCAUCCUAGUUCCUUUUUAAGAGUUCACAAGAACAAAUACAUAGCUAAAUGUCAGCUAUUGUAGUAGUACUCAUUUUAGAAUGACAAUACUAAGGACAUGUACUAUUGUUUAUUGGCUUGUGCAUGUAAAUUCAGUGCGUUUUGUUGACACUGUAUGUUAAACUGUUGUACUGCAACCAAUGUUUUUAACAAAAAGUAAUGAACUAAAAGAUCUUUAAAGAAGCUAUUUGUGGCUUUUUUUUUUUUUUUGUUAAACUGUUUAACUGACUGUAAGGAAAAAUAUGGUGGGCAUAUGAUGCAUUCUUAGAAAUACUGAAUGUUAGACAAGUGGUUGACUAGGAUGCUACUGAGAUGACUACCUAAUUUGGGUAAGUAGGGAGCCUGAGUGCCAUCCUGACCCCACUGAAAUCAGUGGCAACAGUUUUAAUUAGGUCAGGGAUUACUCUCUAUGGGGAAUGGCUUAUCGAAGCUUACAGGACUUGUGUUUGGAUGGUACAGUGGGUGAAUACGGUGCCUGCCUGAUCCAGAAGGGAGGAUUUUUUUCCUAGUCAAUAUCCUGACUCUUCCAGCACUUUCCUUUUUUAAUACAUGGGUGAAUAUUAUCCCGGGGCGCUGGUUCUGGUUUUUUAGAAACAGAAUAAAAAAGACAAGUAGGUAAGAGUAGAACUACCAAGUUUGAGAGACCUUGUUCUUACUCUGUUUAAUUCUGUCAGUGUUGUCCUGUAUUUAAAGUGGGCCUUCCAUGUUAAGGGCCUGGGCAACAUUAAAUUAUUUUUAUUCUGAAGUGGUAUGUUUCUAACUGUAACUUCAAUUUAAAUAAUGUGUUUUAACAAAUGAUUCACAAACUUACUGCAUAUUGAGUUACUACCUGUGGUUCUGUUGCUCGUGGCGGAUAUACAGAAGCGGCUGAAAAACAAGUACAGAACAUGCAUCUGGAUAGCAUCGUUUCUCCAAUCUCAUCUCUCAGUAUUUUCUCACUUACAUUAUUUUACAUGAAUUGUUUUGUUUAGACAACAUAUUUAUCUUCAAUUAAACUAUUUGGCUUUCUGCAACCUUUUGAUCGACA
Alligator mississippiensis (American alligator) is the source of this 4224-nucleotide messenger RNA. RefSeq names its product transmembrane protein 65 (gene TMEM65). NCBI's taxonomy places the organism in Eukaryota, Metazoa, Chordata, Crocodylia, Alligatoridae. Gene Ontology annotation, biological process: regulation of cardiac conduction; cardiac ventricle development. The coding region runs from base 170 to 859 and encodes 229 amino acids. The record is from RefSeq and is a predicted model, not a curated record. Gene Ontology annotation, cellular component: mitochondrion. The transcript has 7 exons.